Molecule: messenger RNA, 3203 nt
Organism: Tarenaya hassleriana
Lineage: Eukaryota; Viridiplantae; Streptophyta; Magnoliopsida; Brassicales; Cleomaceae
Product: urease
Exons: 19
Coding region: 334-2847 (837 amino acids)
Biological process (GO): urea catabolic process
Cellular component (GO): urease complex
Molecular function (GO): nickel cation binding; urease activity
Source: RefSeq, a predicted model, not a curated record
UGACAAUAUAAGGGAAUCCGGACAACAAAAAUCGGUACAAAAUGCACAUUUUCCCAAACAAUUUUAUAGGAAACGCAUAAGAUUCAGCGAGAAGCCCCGAUGAGCACCAGACGGCGUGGCACUGCUUCUCAUCUCUUCGUCUGCGUGUGAGAUCUUCACGCCGGUGGAAUUUUCCGGUGGUCGAUCUGAUUUCCGAACUCCGCCAUCUGUGUCUGCGAAUUUUUGGUUUCGGUAUUUUUCAGUUCUUCGCUUGUGUGGUUGAAUAUAGCGUACCGAUCCUUCUUCGCCUGACUAUUGUAUUCGGCGUGUGGAUUUGAUUCGAAUUUGGGAGAGAUGAAAUUGCUGCCGAGAGAGAUCGAGAAGCUAGCGCUUCAUCAAGCUGGUUUCCUGGCGCAAAAGCGUCUCGCUCGUGGUGUUCGGCUUAAUUACACCGAAUCUGUAGCUCUCAUUGCCACCCAGAUUCUGGAGUUCAUUCGUGAUGGAGAUAAAAGUGUGGCCGAAAUGAUGGAGAUUGGGAGACAACUGCUGGGAAGGAGACAGGUUCUUCCGGCUGUUCCGCAUCUUCUUGAUACAGUUCAGGUUGAAGGGACAUUUCCUGAUGGUACAAAGUUAGUCACCGUUCAUGAACCCAUUGCCUGCGAAAAUGGAAACCUGGAGCUAGCUCUGCACGGCUCUUUCCUUCCUGUGCCUUCGCUGGACAAAUUUCCCGAACUGAGUGAGGAUGUAAUUCCUGGUGAUAUAAAAUAUGGAGAUGGAAGUAUAAUCCUAAACCAGGGACGGAAAGCAGUAAUUCUGAAAGUCGUGAACACAGGAGACAGGCCAGUUCAGGUUGGCAGCCACUAUAACUUCAUUGAAGUGAAUCCCCUGAUGGUGUUUGAUCGACGUAAAGCAUAUGGUAUGCGUCUAAACAUACCUGCAGGAACUGCUACACGAUUUGAGCCAGGAGAAAGCAAAAGCGUUUUACUUGUGAAUAUCGGUGGCAACAAAGUAAUCAGAGGAGGAAAUGGAAUUGUUGAUGGACCCGUUAACGACGAAAACAUUUCAGCUGUCAUGGAAUCCAUAGAUAGAAGAGGCUUCGGGCACCUGCCAGAUGCGGAUGCUAGCGAGGGAGUUUCUGGGGUGGAUCCUAGAUUUACAACUGUCAUUUCCCGUGAAAAGUAUGCCAGUAUGUAUGGUCCUACCACUGGUGACAAGCUUCGUCUUGCUGAUACCAACUUAUAUGCCAGAAUAGAAAAAGAUUAUACUAUUUACGGUGAUGAAUGCGUAUUUGGCGGUGGGAAAGUUGUAAGAGAAGGCAUGGGUCAAGGAAUUGAGCAACAACAAGAUGCCUCCUUGGAUUCUGUGAUUACCAAUGCUGUGGUCAUUGAUUAUACAGGAAUAUUUAAGGCAGAUAUUGGUAUAAAAAACGGUCAAAUUUGGGCUCUCGGGAAAGCAGGAAAUUCAGAUACCAUGCAUGAUAUCAAUAUGAAUAUGAUUAUUGGGGGUAAGACCGAGGUUAUCGCUGGAGAAGGGAUGAUUGUAACUGCUGGGGCUAUAGAUGGCCACGUGCACUUCAUAUGCCCUCAGCUGGUAUAUGAGGCCAUUUCAAGUGGCGUUACAACUAUGAUCGGUGGGGGGACAGGACCCGCUGAUGGUACACGUGCCACUACCUGCACCCCCUCUCCAUCAGAUAUGAAGUUGAUGUUGCAGUCCACGGAUAACCUGCCACUAAACUUUGGCUUUACGGGGAAGGGAAACACCGCUAAACCAUUAGAGCUUCACCACAUAGUUGAGGCUGGAGCAAUGGGAUUGAAGCUGCAUGAGGACUGGGGAAGUACUCCUGCUGCUAUAGACAAUUGUUUAGCAGUUGCAGAAGAACAUGAUAUCCAGGUGAAUAUUCAUACCGACACCUUGAAUGAAUCGGGUUUUGUGGAGCACACAAUCGAUGCAUUUCGAGGGAGAACAAUUCACACUUACCACAGUGAAGGUGCGGGUGGUGGGCAUGCUCCAGAUAUCAUCAAAGUAUGUGGUGUCAAAAAUGUCAUCCCGUCUUCAACCAACCCGACGCGGCCAUAUACAAUAAAUACCAUAGAUGAACAUCUUGAUAUGUUGAUGGUUUGCCAUCAUCUCGACAAGAACAUUCCAGAAGAUGUAGCUUUUGCCGAGUCAAGGAUAAGGGCUGAAACAAUAGCUGCUGAGGACAUAUUGCAUGAUAUCGGUGCAAUUAGCAUCAUCUCUUCUGACUCACAAGCCAUGGGUCGCAUUGGAGAGGUGAUAAGCAGAACUUGGCAAACUGCUGAUAAGAUGAAGGCGCAGAGGGGACCCCUUGAUCCUCGUGCAGCCGAUGAUGAUAACUUGAGGAUAAAGCGAUAUGUUGCGAAGUACACUAUAAAUCCAGCUAUAACAAAUGGGUUCAAUAAUUUUAUCGGCUCGGUGGAGGAGAAGAAGCUGGCUGAUCUGGUUUUAUGGAAGCCAGCAUUCUUUGGAGCAAAACCAGAAAUGGUAAUAAAAGGCGGUAAAAUCGCUUGGGCCAAUAUGGGCGAUCCAAAUGCUAGCAUACCAACUCCUGAACCGGUGAUAUCAAGACCUAUGUUUGGAGCAUUCGGCAAGGCUGGAAGUGAAAACUCCAUAGUUUUUGUUAGCAAGGCUGCUCUAAGAAACGGGGUAAAAGAGGCAUACGGGCUUAAGAAGAGAGUGGAAGCGGUGUCUGGAGUUAGGGGACUCACGAAACUCAACAUGAAGCUGAACGAUUCCCUUCCCGAGAUCGCAGUGGAUCCCGAGACGUACGUAGUUAAAGCAGACGGCGAAAUCCUCACCUGCUCUCCAGCCACUUCGGUCCCUCUCUCUCGGAACUACUUCCUCUUUUAGGGCAUGAGACAACUGGGUCAAGAGUCUCAUCAUUGAGGAAGGGAGCAACUUUUUCUAGAGAACAGCGACGGGAGACAGUCGUUGGUGGUGCCAUUUCUUCUCUUGGAACACACAAUUUCACAUGGUGCGUGUCACUUUCUUCUUCCAAUUUCACUAUUUCGUAUAUUUGGUAUCUGUUUUCGGGGUUCUUAAAACACAUAAUAGCUGAGAUAGAUGGAAACCACUAAGGAUCAUGACUGCGUUUGCAACAUAGAUACCUAUGUUGACUUUUCUUAGUUUACGAAGAGAAACAUAUUUCUAUAGGCCACAUGGGUUUCAUGUGUCCGUAAAUUAUCAAGAUUUGGCGUCUUAAACUA